Messenger RNA from Lichtheimia ornata, 1431 nucleotides. RefSeq lists its product as uncharacterized. The transcript is spliced from 4 exons. Bases 1 to 1431 code for a protein of 476 amino acids. The record is from RefSeq and is a predicted model, not a curated record. Lineage: Eukaryota; Fungi; Mucoromycota; Mucoromycetes; Mucorales; Lichtheimiaceae.
AUGCUUGCUAGAGAACAACCGCCACCAAAGGCCAUCAAUAUCAUCCGGCCUUCGUCGCCUUUUUUGCACCACUUUAAACCACCACACCACCAUCUCGCCUCGCAUCAUGACUCGUCGCAAUCGUCAUCGACAGCAUCGUCGUCUUCUCCAUCGACCUUGUCAACGUUAUCGUCGUUUUCUUCAGUAGCAACUCCUCGUCCAACGGUGCUAGGUCCAGCCAAUUUCUUAUCACUUUACGCUCCUCAGCAUAAACAACCACCCGGCUUUGCACAACGCCUUUUGCAGCGUGCCAAAAGCCAUUCGAAUCUUUCUAAACUCACCGUUUGCACUACCAACAACUUGGAUGAUUCGGAAGAUGAUAAUGCAAGUGAUCAAGACGAUGACGACGAUAGUAUCGAUGGCAACGACGACGAUGAUGAUGCAGCACAUUCGGAAAACCAUCAUCACCAGUCAUCAUCAUCGGUAAUUCCUUCGGAUGAUGAUGAUGAUGAUCAUUAUUCUCCAGCCAAAGUCGUUGCACGUAUUAAGCAUGGCACCAUCAUGAAUGGCAAAGGCGAAUUUGUAUCCAAAGGAGACGAUGAACAUUCCGGAUGGCUUGAUGAAGCAAGAGCCAACCGCAAAAUUGCCGAUCUUGAGAUUGAAAAGUCAUCGCUUUUGGCGGUCAACACAACACUUGAAGCUACUCUCAAACGACAAGCAGCAAGAAUCGCUGAACUCGAGAAGCGUUUCGAAAUGAACGAUGCUCCUUUGACACCUGUAUCAGAUAAGCCUGAUGAUGAAGCAGCAUCUGAAGAAUUUGCCGAAAAACUUUCGGAUGAGGAGGUCGAGAAUGAUGAAGUUUUUCAACGAAUCCGCCAAACUAUGCAAGGUCUUAUUGAGCAAGCUGAAGCCGCUUUAAUAUUAAAGACCAAAGUCUCUGGACGUGUUCUUACGGAUUAUCAACCACCCAAGAAUAAUGUCAACAACAACAACAAUGAGAAUCAUGAUGAAGGAGGACGAGUGACCACGAUUCGCAAGUUGGCUGCUCGUCGAUCAUGGUCACCACCAUCCACCACUAUGCAACAACAACAACAACCCACACCUAUUAUGAAUCAAAGAAAUCAACGACCAUCAAGACGUGUUUCAGAUAGCCAUCAACCACCACCACCACAACAACGCGCUCGACCUGCUUCUUUUCAUGGACAGCCACAACCGCGAGUAGCCAUUCAACAUACAAAAGCAUCCAUGGCACGUACCCUUUCCCGCUCGUCUUCACCAGCUGUGAUGGUAUCAUCACCAUCACCUCCUACGUCGCCUCGAUCUUUUAGUCCAUCGGCAUCGCAACAGCGGCCAUCACGUCCUCCAAGUCGAGCGUCUUCUUUAAGACGAUCACAACAACAGGAGCAGCAGCAGCAGCAGCAGCAGCAGCAACAACAGCCAAGAUGGCGUUAA